UUGACAGCAAAUAUUCACGUAUCCCACCAUCAGCUCGAUGUCCGGGGUGAUCUCCCCGACGAAUCUGUCGCUGUUCUCGUCGCCGGUCUCGGUGACGAGGCCAGUGGCUACGCAGAGAUCCGUCUCUAACGUGCCGCCACGCUGGAACACAGCGCCGUUCAUCAACCUCGAGGACGAUUACAACAUGAUCGCCCCGAUCAUCACCGGCACCGCUAGCGAGCCACCUUCCACCAUGGACGAAGACCGAUACUUUCAUCCGGUGCACACGAGCAACGUGGUGGACAAGAGCGGCGCCGGCAACCUGAUGGGCACGGAUCUAGGUGUAGCGACGGACCCAACUUCCCACCACCAUCAACAGCAGCAGCCCCAACAACCUCAGCAACAACCUCCACCUCAACAACAACAGCAGCAGCAACAGCAACAACAGCAACAACAACCGCCACCGCAACAGCAGCAGCAACAACAACAACAACAGCAACAGCAACAAGUGAUGCAGGACAAGAGCGGCAGACCCAAGUCUCCCCCGUGACACUGGAGGCUUAGAGGAGAAAGCGUCGAGAAGCUCGCUUGUUCCACGGGGUCGUUACUCACCGGCGCGUACGAUAAUUAUCCCCCUGAGCCGGAGGGGAAUCGCCAGGAUUCCUCGUGUCGUGUUCAGCUUCGCGACCUAAGCCUGCGGAGAAUCGAGUGCCUGAGAGUCUGAUCGUAGUUUAAGCGGGCCGCGUCGGGGGAACCGUUCGACGCCGCUUCCGGCGAACCGGGCCUCCGCCAUCUCUCCUUCUCUCUCUCUCUCUGUCCAGGGUUUUUAGAUCACUCUCGGAUUAUCUUCUUAUUCGCCCUCUGAGGCUCCACCACCCAUCCGCCUUUCAUCCCUUGGAACUUUUUCAAUUCUUUCGAUUUCUUUUCCGAUGAUUCUGAAAUUCCGGAAAUUUAUUCGAUUCGAUGUUGGAAAUUUGCGUUUCAUGUUUUUCGAUGAAAAGAAGAUCAGCUUUUUACACGUUUCAAUGAAAAAAAAAAUUGAUUUAUAUAUAUAUAUAUAUAUAUUUUUUUUUUUUUUACGUUUUUACGUCGACGAAUUGCGAAUUUUAAUUUCAUUCUCGGCCUCCGUUUUCUAUACAUUGUUUUACGCUUUCGACAAAGAGCUUGGUUUCCUUUCAUUUUUAUAUGUUUCCGAUUGAGAAAGAUUGGCCUAUUCCUUUCCUAUGUGCAAUAUUAAGUUAAUUUUCCGCGAAGAAGGCGAGGCAAUUCUCAGUCCUCAGAGGGUAAGCGUCUCGGUCAAUUAUUACUUCCGCGCCACCGGAAGCGUCGUUCUCCUCCCUCGACGCGCUGUUAAUUUCUAACUCUCUCUCUCUCUCUCUCUCUCCCUCCCUCUCUCUCUUUCUUUCUCUCUAACGUGAGUAAGGACCCCUCAUCUCUCGUCCCCUGGUUGAAGCGUCAGCCGGCAAAAUUGAAAGCAGGAAGCAAACGGAACAAGGAGAAGAAGAAACAAGAAGAGAUUUUUGCCCGUCUGUUUCCCUGUUCUUCCCGCCUCGGAGAACGUGCGGUUUCCUUUGUACAUACACGCUGUCGUGGUAUUUUGUAAGAUCGUUAGACGACGUUAGGGUAGUUUGCAUCUGAACGGCGAAACGAAACGGAACGGAAGAGAACGGCGAGGUAAAAAUGGUUAACAAUGAAAAACGAGGAAAGCGAAGGGACGGAUCGAGAAAACGGAAGAAAGGAAAAAAAAGAAUUUCUAGUGCCAAUCUCGUAGUUUAUAAAUAUUAUAACGAAAUUAUAAUUUUUCUAUUAUAUUUUUUUAUAAUAUUUAUGAAGGAACACAGACACACGCGCACACGUACACAUGCUUGA
Messenger RNA from Heterotrigona itama, 1848 nucleotides. Lineage: Eukaryota; Metazoa; Arthropoda; Insecta; Hymenoptera; Apidae. The record is from the annotation of a GenBank genome assembly.